CCGAACCAAAGCAACCGCAUCGCAUCUAGCCUGUUUUGUUUGGAUUCACCACCUCCGUACCGCGCGAGUCCAGUGAGUCCAUGGCCGCUAGCCCGGUGGUGGUGCCGUCCCUAUAAGGGCACCCAGCUAGCCACACGCACGGCUCCGUCGCCUUGGAUCGGGCUCGUCAGCGAGUCAGGGCCUUGGCACGGUGCAGUUGAGCCAUGGGCCUCGCCGGCGGCAUUGUCCGGAGAGUCCUCUCCAAGAGCCCCUGCGCCUCCUCCUCGUCGGCGGGACGCGGAGGCCACACCGAAAGGAGCCCGGGCGACCACAAGAGGAGAUGGGGCUCUCUGAGGCUGUACCUGUGCGGCGACGAGAACGGCGCGGGUGCCGAGGACGGGGAGGACGACGAUGACGGGACGGUCUCGGCCAGGAGCUUCGAGACCUGCACCAUGACGCAGGACGCCCAAGCUCCGGCGGCAGCCGAUCAGCGUCGCCGCGAUGUCAACGGCGGCGCACACGGCCACGCUGAACAAGUUCACGCUCAGUGGAGCCCCGGCGAGCGGACGAAGCCGUUCACCGAGGACGAGGCGGCGACGCUGAUCCAGUCCGCAUUCAGGAGGUUCAUGGAAAGGGGGCGCUUGCAGCAGGAGGAGCUGAGGAGAAGUUCCGGACAAGAGUGCUGCUACGGUGAAGCGCCCAAGAGCCCUGCUGCCUCGGCGUCCACCAUCGCUGCGUCGGUGGAGGUCCAGGUAGGGGAGUCCCUGAGCAACCUCCGGCUGAGCGAUGACGGCGCGUCGGUGUCGGCGCAGCACCGGGCGGGCCAGAGCCAGAAGCCGCGGCCCCAGGUCUUCAGAGCCAAGGAGGAGUGGGACGACAGCACGCUGAGCUCCAACGUGCUGAGGAUGAGGAUCCAGAGCAAGAUGGAGGCCACCACGCGGCGCGAGCGGGCCCUCGCCUACGCCUUCUCACAGCAGCUGAGGAGCGGCGGCACGAAGAAGCGGUCGUCGAGGUCGGAGCAGGGGGAGUUCAACGUGGGGUGGAGCUGGCUGGAGCGGUGGAUGGCGACGCGGCAGGCCGAGCCCGGCGCCGACGACAGCGCGAGCAAGAACGCCACGGACGCCGGGUCGGCGGUUGCCGGGCGGCGGGUGGUGGUGGUGAGGAGGCGGCAGGACGUGGCCGUCGAGGAGAAGGAGAGCUGCGGCUCCAACGACGUGUCCGCCAUCAGCUUCGACGGCUCCAGCGCCGGCGGCCGGAGCGGACUCAGCUGCUACAGGCCCGGCAAGAACCGGCUCAGGGGGGGCAGGAACCUGCCGCGCCGGAAGGUGGCGGCCGCGUCGUCGGAGCACCGGCUCCAACCAAGAUCCCACAAGGUGAGCAAGAAGGCGCGGCAGAGGGAGGAGAAGCAGCUGCAGAAGGAUCAUCAAGCCGAGGCCGAGGCGUACGAUCCCCGCCAGCCCCCGACGGAUUACUGAAACCGAGACAGUGGAGUGACGUACAUAGCUUCUUCAGAUCCUGAUUGCUGUGUUAGCUUUGUGUCGCCAUGAUUUUUCUCUUACUUUUCAGUUGCUUGUUGCUGAAGUGUUAGAUGAUUCGAGCUGAUUUUAAGUGCAAGACUGACAAGUUGGUCGUGUAAAAGUUGGUCACUAAAUAAAGUACGCACGCAGGUGAUGAAACA
Molecule: messenger RNA, 1657 nt
Organism: Triticum dicoccoides
Lineage: Eukaryota; Viridiplantae; Streptophyta; Magnoliopsida; Poales; Poaceae
Exons: 6
Coding region: 204-1454 (416 amino acids)
Source: RefSeq, a predicted model, not a curated record